Messenger RNA from Jaculus jaculus (lesser Egyptian jerboa), 2612 nucleotides. It is a transcript of the gene Prr11, whose product is annotated as proline rich 11. NCBI's taxonomy places the organism in Eukaryota, Metazoa, Chordata, Mammalia, Rodentia, Dipodidae. The record is from RefSeq and is a predicted model, not a curated record. The transcript has 11 exons. Gene Ontology annotation, cellular component: cytoplasm; nucleus. Bases 471 to 1517 code for a protein of 348 amino acids.
ACCACGGGCUCUCGGAGCUGCCCUGGCCGCUCAGAAGUCGCGCGCACACGCCUAGCAUCCUUCCUCUGACUUUCGCAGCCCGCCUCCGAGCACGGGCUCCGCAGAUAAGACUUUACGAUUGGUGUACUGGGAACGAGAACCAGCCAGUGACACGAACGCUUCCUCCGCGCCGGCCGGGGCGACGUGACACACUUUCUUUUAUCUCUGGCCUGCCGGCCCCUCCCCUCCUAGCCCGCCUUCCUCUUGUUCAUACCAGAAGCGCCUCUGCUCUGAUUGGCUAGAGUGUGAUGCGCUAUCAGCCAAUCAGAAGCCAGGCUGUGCUUCUCCGUCAUUAGGACAGCGAAUCCUGGAGUGAGCUCGUCUACGAUUGGUCUUUCCGUGACAAGGCUUCAAUUUUGAAUUUUCCUUUAUGGCGUGGAAGAGACUACUGCCCGAACUCCGUCUAAUCCCCUGGCUGUUAGAAUAAAACCAUGCCCAAGUUCAAACAACGCCGAAGGAAGCUAAAAGCCAAAGCAAAAAGAUUAUUUAGGAAGAAAGAAGCCUCUCACUUCCAGUCUAAGCUAUUUACACCUCCCCCACCACCACCUUCACCAGAAAGAGUGGUUAUUUCAACAGAUAGAUCCCAAAGUAGAAGCUGGCCAAGGCCAUCCUGGAACUUCAAAUUCCCCAACAUCAAAACUGCAAUAAGCCUUUGGACAGAUAGAGUAUGGUGUAUAUACAGUUGGUGUCAGAACUGUGUAGCCCAGAGUUUAGAAGUAUUGAAAGAUAUCAUCUUCCCAUCCCGAAUCUACCAUCGAGAACUUCAUAGUCUUAAACAACAGUUUUGCACUUUGAAAAGUGACUUAUGCAAACUCCGAGAAACACUGAAGACUAUAUCAGAAAAUUCUUGUUCAAGCUGUGGUCAGAUGUGUCCCAUGAACAGUAAACUUCCACCUGCUCAGGCUAGUGCUCUAACCACUGGAGACUCUGGGGCUGUACUUCCUCCUCCACCGCCUCCACCCCCUCCACCUCCUCCUCUGCCUCCUCCUCCACCACCACUAGCACCUUUGCUGCUCAGAAAAUCUGGUUCCACUAAAGUACUUCAGGCUGCACCAUUAAAAUCAGAUGGGCCCAUGCAUAUAACAGUUAAAGAUCUACUAACUGUAAAAUUAAAGAAGAUACAAAAUAUUGAAGAAAGGAAAAAGCUUAUACCAUCACCCAAGGAACGGAAUCCACUAGUUACCAUCUCUGAUCUGCAGCGUGUUACCCUGAAACCUAACUGCAAAGUGUUACCAAGACGAGUUACAAAUGUCCUGAUUACUCCUGGUAAAAGCCAGAUUGAUCUGCGGAAACUGCUUAGAAAAGUUGAUGUUGAAAGGAGCCCAGGUGGGACUCCUCUAACCAAUAAAGAAAAUAUAGAAACAGGAACUGGACUGACUCCAGUAAUGACUCGGGCCUUGAGGAAAAAGUUUCAGCUGGCUCACCCUAAGAGCCCAACUCAAACUCUGCCACUUUCUACAAGCUGUUUUGAUGAAUAGAACUGAUGCCAACUCUACCUGACUCCAUGUGGAGAGCCAUGCCGUAUAGAGAUAAAAUCACUCACAUCUUUUCUUAAUGGGUAGAAUGUGUAUAAAUAUACUGAUGUGAUUCUACUUGAAGAACUGGAGUAUAUAUGGACUAACUACAUACAGUGUGGUAUAAAGUAGAGAAAAUACAAUCUGCAGAGUGCUGUUCAGCUUGGGAUGACUCAGCUUACGUUAGGGUCUUCCAAUUUAGCUAGGUAACUGGUUUAUACUGUAUAGGUGCAAGUAUAGUAUUAGAAAAAGACCCUGGUUUCUGAUCAUCCUGUUUAUCUCAGGCAGCUGAAAAGAAAUAUUUCAGCCUAUAAGGCUCAUACAUUCAUUGCUAACAGACUUGAUCCAUAAAAAGGACACACCCACCCACAUUUCCUUAAGCAGGGGUCAGUGAUUUUUACCAAACUUAGCACUCAGGAGGCUAAGGCAAGAGGAUCAUGAAAUGCAGACCAGCCUGAGCUGUAUAGUGAAACCCUGUCUCAAAAUAGAAGUGGAGGCAGGAGGAUGAGUGCAAAGUAUUAAAUGCAGCCUGUGCUAUAUGAGAUCUUGUCUCAAAACACAUAAACCAGCAGGCAAUACCUAUAGAUUUUACUCAUACAUAAAUGAAAUAGAGGCUAGGGAGAUGAAAGUUAGUUAAAACAGGAGGGUGUGAGCUUCAUCGGAAGAACCCAUGUAAAAGUGCCCAGGCUCGGUGCUUGCAAUCCCAGUGCUUGGGAGGCAGAGAUAGGCAGAUCCCAGCAGGGGGCUAGAGGACAAGCCAGUUUAGCCUAAUAGGCAAGAUCCCUGCUACUGAGAGACCCUGAGGUUGUCCUUGGAUCUCUUCAUGUACAUGCACACAUGUACACAUAAAAUAGAAAUAAAACAGACUAUCCCCCAUCUAAAUGUAGCCAUUUCCCAAAUGAAUUUGAAGCAGAGUCCCAAUUUGACCUUCAAAAUUCAAAUGUGUCCUUUUUGGGGGGAGGAGAGGUGGGAUUGUGCGUGCGUGCGUGUGUGUGUGUGUGUGUGUGUGUGUGUGUGUGUGUUUCAUGUAGGGUCUCACUAGCCCAGACUGACCUAGAA